CUAUAUCCUCUUAAUUUUAUUGUUAUCUAGUGUUGUCAUACUAUUUUGGUUUUUAACUUAUAAUAACAUAUUUGUCAAUUUCAAUACAUGUUUAGAGUUGGGUGAAGUCUGUAAAGAGGUUGGCCUUCCUCCUGGUGCCCUUAACAUUCUAACAGGGUUGGGACAAGAAGCAGGUGCUCCUUUGGUGUCUCAUCCUCAUGUUGACAAGAUUGCAUUUACAGGCAGUAAUGCCACAGGGCUUAAAAUCAUGACUGCUGCAGCCCAGCUUGUCAAGCCUGUAACACUUGCGCUUGGUGGAAAAAGCCCUAUAGUUAUAUUUGAGGAUUUUAGUGACCUUGAUAAAGGAAACUGUGACCAACUUGAAGCAAACACAACCUCAAGUGGCAGAAUCAGCAAUGUGGUUGGAGGCCACUGGUGGUGUAAGGAAAGGGGGGUACGUUCAGGAUUUGGGUCGGAUAUCGCACACUACUUCCCCGAGGCUAUGAUACACAGGAAAUCCAAUAUUGGGUCAUCAACUUCACAUUCAUCUUGCGAAGCUCGAAUUAAGCAAUUAGAGGAGCAAAAUCAAGUGAUGCAACAGCAGCAACAAGAUAUGCAUGAGGAAAAUCGGAGGAUCUGUGAUAUCGUUCAGAAAAUGGAAGCAACACUUGCCCACUUUAGUGCAAAUCUUGGUAGUCUUGAUCAAGAUCCAAACAAAAAUAGCUCCAAUGAUGAUACACUAGCCCCCUCUAGUCAAGAUUAGAUAGCAUAUUAUUUGAAUGAUUUGAAAA
Messenger RNA from Ipomoea triloba (trilobed morning glory), 770 nucleotides. RefSeq lists its product as uncharacterized. The transcript is spliced from 4 exons. Gene Ontology annotation, molecular function: oxidoreductase activity. Bases 248 to 742 code for a protein of 164 amino acids. NCBI's taxonomy places the organism in Eukaryota, Viridiplantae, Streptophyta, Magnoliopsida, Solanales, Convolvulaceae. The record is from RefSeq and is a predicted model, not a curated record.